This is a messenger RNA of Schistosoma mattheei, 1029 nucleotides long. NCBI's taxonomy places the organism in Eukaryota, Metazoa, Platyhelminthes, Trematoda, Strigeidida, Schistosomatidae. The record is from the annotation of a GenBank genome assembly.
AUGCGUUUAACUGUACAUGAUGUAACAAAUAAUACAAAUGAAGAUAUGAAUAAUUCAUCAGAAUUACAAUUACCUAAUUUGGAUACAUUAUCUCGACCAUGUGUUCAUCAUUGGGUGGAUAUAUUCAACUCGAAUCCUUUAGGUUUACGAUUAAAUUUUGUGGAUGAUUCUUGUCGACUUGCUGGCACUCUACGCAUUUAUAUUAAUCUUAUUAAACCGGUGAAAAUGUCUUUAAGACGUACAUUGGAUAUGUUUCCAUCAAGUGCAACAGCGUCACCUGAACCAAAUAGUCCAACUAAAUUGAAUUUAAAUGAGAAUGGGGAUGAGAAUAAUGCUGUACCAACACCACCACGUUUAGUUUCAUUUUUUCUACCAAGAGGUACUUCAAAAGUAGUUUAUGUGACAAGUUCUACGACUUCAGCUAAUGCUAUUCAAUCGUUGUUAGAUCGAUUUCAUAUACAAGAAUCUGCUCGUAAAUUUGCCUUGUAUGAACAUACUUUAGAAGAUAGUUCAAUUAGCGCUCGAAAACUUACUACAACUGAAUGUCCUCUUCUAUUAUUAUUAAAUUGGGUACGUAUAAGUACAAAUCGUGAACAAUUCUUAGAAUUGUUGAAACAAAAACGUAUUGUACUACAAGAAAAUGAUGCUUGUGAUAUAGAGUGGAAAGACUUUACGACAGCAGAAUUAACAAAUUUCCUACGUAUACUUGAUAAAGAGGAAUGUGAAUAUCGUAAUGCUAUUCUAUAUCAAUAUAAUUUGUUGCGUAAUCAACUAGAACAACGUAUGAAACAAUUAGUAAUUACGAAUCACGUUCAUCAUCAUCACCACUCUCAUUUUCAUGAGUCAAACGAAGUUACUGGGGUUUUUUCACCAGUAGACAGUAAUACUACUACUCCUACUACUAAUACCACUGCUAAUGGACCUAUCUAUUCAAGAUAUUAUUCACAUUCGCAUCCAUAUGCACUGGAACAAACUACUGAAGAUAAUCAGUUACCUAGUGGACAUUGUAAUUGUCAUUGUUCUCAUUAA